Molecule: messenger RNA, 4889 nt
Organism: Priapulus caudatus
Lineage: Eukaryota; Metazoa; Priapulida; Priapulimorpha; Priapulimorphida; Priapulidae
Product: serine palmitoyltransferase 1-like
Exons: 14
Coding region: 33-1472 (479 amino acids)
Biological process (GO): sphingosine biosynthetic process; ceramide biosynthetic process
Cellular component (GO): endoplasmic reticulum
Molecular function (GO): serine C-palmitoyltransferase activity; pyridoxal phosphate binding
Source: RefSeq, a predicted model, not a curated record
UCGCUUCCCCAUCGGGGAUUUAUUCGACAAUCAUGAGGACAGGAGUGUGGUAUCUUCAGGAGAUCAUCCUGCAGUUACGUUCAGCUCCUGCGUACCUACUCCUUCUCGAAGCGGUACUGCUGGUCUGGCUGAUCAAAGUCCUGUUCUUCACAAAGAGCUACAAACCCCACCGGACGAAACUCACGCAAAAGGAGAAGGAGGACCUGGUAGAGGAAUGGACCCCGGAGCCACUAGUGCCGGAUACUCCGGCCGAUCACCCGGGCCUGCAUCCCCGAUCGUUCGAGGGGAAACUCGGAAAGAUUAUUCGAAUCAAUGGUCAGGAUUGUAUCAACCUGGCGUCUCUUAACUUUCUCGACAUGAAUGGAAACGAAGAAAUAGAGGCGGGUGCCAUCAAGACCCUGAAGAAAUACGGUGUUGGCGCGUGUGGACCCAGGGGUUUCUAUGGAACGAUCGACAUCCACCUGGAGCUUGAGGACAAGCUGUCGGCGUUCCUGGGACUGGAGGAGGUCGCGCAGUACUCCUACGGCUUCUCCGUGCUGUCCACUGCCAUCCCCGCGUACGCAAAGUCCGGCGACGUAAUCUUCUGCGACGAGGGAGCGUGCUUCGCGAUCCAGCAGGGCCUGAGAGCGUCGCGCUCCAAGGUGUGGUUCUUCAAGCACAACGACGCCGACGACCUCGAACGCAUGAUGAAGCUUCAGGACGACAUUGACCAGAAGAACCCGCAGAAGGCAUUGACGUUGAGACGGUUUCUAGUCGUAGAGGGCCUGUACAUGAACUAUGGGGACAUCUGCCCGCUGCCAAAACUCAUCGAAUUGAAAAAGAGGUACAAGGUCAGAAUGUUUCUGGAUGAGAGUUUGUCUUUCGGCGUGCUGGGUGCCAAUGGGAAAGGAGUCACAGAAUACUUCGGCGUACCUAUAACGGACGUCGAUUGGAUCGGGGCUUCGUUAGAGAACUGUAUGGCAACAACCGGCGGAUUCUGUGGCGGCAGAGCCUUCGUCAUGAACCAUCAGAGGCUGGGAGGUCUUGGAUACGCGUUCUCGGCAGCACUGCCCUCGAUGCUGGCUUCAUCGACGAUCACCUCGCUCGAGCAGAUGCAGCGAAGCCCCGACAUGUUCGUCACGCUCGCACGCAACGCCACCUACAUGCAGCAGAAGCUGGAGAGCAUACCGGGGAUGACGUUGAAGGGAUUGCCAAUUUCUCCCAUAAAGCACCUCAGUCUAGAAGGUUCCAUGGAAACCAGGAAGCAGGAGGUCUGUCUGUUAGAGGAAGUUGUACAAGAGGCUGAGAGUCGUGGUGUUGCUAUUGUCCUCGCACGUUACCUCGAUGACAUGGAAUACAUAUUGCCAAAACCAAGUAUUAGGGUCGCGGUGAGCAGUGGCUUCAGUGUGGAGGAGCUGAGUCGUGCUGCGGACGUCGUCGCCACGGCCUGCGCCACGGUCCUCGCGCGACACCGCGGUGUCGAAGCGAACUGACGUGCAUGAUUCAUCAUCAUCGUCAGCUCACUCAGAAACGCCAUUGUCGACGUUACGCCAGCGUAGGCGGCCACUGCUCCUGACAGAAUAGGUUGUUUUAGCGCAGACGUUACACGUUCGAAGUGGGGAAAGCUGGACUGUGUGUCAAUGCUCUGCCACCAUCUUGCCCACACCGCGUUAUUGCCCUUUCAUGUAGUCAUGGUGAAGUAAGUGUACUUCAUCAUCGUGAAUCUUGGAGUAAUGUCAUCGGGUUUCGUUGUUAAUAUUAGAUGAUUUUACUUCGGGAGGACGGCCGCGUUGGUUAAAAUUUGCGACUCGUCUCGAAAUUAAAUCGUCGAGUAGUUUCAUUACUGUGGGUUUAAAAAAAAAAAGAAUUGGUUGUUUUAAAAGGUGGACGUUGCAUACGUACUAGUACGUAAACAUUUACGUGUUUAGUAUCACUGUAGUUUUAUCUUGACUGAUAUUUAAGUCUGUCAUCAUAAUGGGCCAUCAAUGAGCCACAAGGUGAUAGCGCUAUUGAUAUGAUAUGCCUGCAGUGGAUGAUACUACAAACUAUUCAUUUCAGGCAGGUGGUAAGGAUUUUUUGAAACCUUGAGCAGUUGAUGUGAAGACUACUGACAUAAUUGAAUAGAUGACACCAACCAAAUUUAUUUGGGGCCUAAAAGUGUGGCAUCUUAGUUUACAGUUCCAAAACUGCUGGGACUCGUAACUUAUACCUUCAUCUAAUUUCAUUUUUACCAAUCCAACCCCUUAUUUUCUAUUGAGUAGAAGCCCCGUGUUGUCAAAGUAAACUACUAAAAUUGAUUUAAUUUUUCUCGCGAAGUCCGUUUGCUUUCUAGUCUCGCAUCCUUCAAUUACACCUCGAAGGCCAGUGCGAUACUGAAACUUGUCUUGUGUCUUAUGACCGACAUGGCCUGCAUCCAUUGUAAUUAGGAUAAACCUAGUCGCACAAAUGCAAGUGAUAACGGAUCAUGAUGGAAUUUUCAGGACGCAACGCAAAGACGAAAAGGGAGAUUUUUUGUUGUUUAAUCAUCAGCCGUAGGUCCAGUGGAAUCCGAGUACGUACGCCACCUGAUGUGACGAUGGCACUUUAAAUUGGACGCCUUAGUUAAUGGAUUGGGCUCAGUGCCGUGCGCGUGCACAGUAACUGAUGACAGUUAUACGGGUGCCAGUUGUCAGAAACAUCUAGUCUGAAUGUCUAGAAUGUCGUGACUUUUGCACGUGAAGUGUUGUGGAAAAAAGUUUUUGUUGACAUCUUGGACUCGCGAUAGUCAUAACUAUUUAUGGCGUUUCUAACAACUGGCACUCGGUUAUUUAUUACUUAUUUGUAUCGCCCCGGUGUUGUGACGUCAGAAAUCACGACGUACCAACUUAAUGGCGAUUUGACACAGAGAUACACAGGGUUCACCGGCGGAAGGUGUCAGUCGAUGAGUGAGAGAGCGGGCUGGAUCCCGUUUCUUCUUAUCGCGUCGCCACGACGACGACACGCGGACACCGCGUUACAUGAGAUUGUACUGCCGUCAUUGUGACGCGCGGGUGCCGUGGCAGAGCAUCUCUUUCCUUAGCGUAUGUAUGUAUGUAUCUGUGUAUGUGCGUGCGCUUGCACGUUUGUUUGAUGGACGGACGGAAGCAUUGCAGGGUUGAUGACUCGUGAGCACCAGCCACCACAAGCGUGUGUGAAUCCACCCGCUUCGUCGGUGCCUUGCGGCGGCCAUCUUUCGAGCGGCGGUGGCUUCCGCCGCUGUGGGUGGCAGCUCGCAAGUACCCGCGUCACCUCCACGAAGGUGUCGCCAGUAUGACGCCCUGGCUUCAAGAGCGCGAAGAUGAUAGCGAACUGCGCGGCGGCGGCGAUGGUGGCGCCCUCUUAGUCAAGGUCGCGAUCACGGGCCGCGUCGUCAUGUCGAGCCGUCCGCCGGCAGUGCAGUUUCCGGAAAACUGAGCGAAUGAGUCUUCGGCGCGUUUCUGCGUUGUUGGUUUGAUCAAACACUGUACUGUGUACAAAUCCAUGUCGAUGUGAUUUUGUUUGUGUUUUGAGAUUACCUGAGUGUAUCCGUUUGUAAAACGGACAGUCGUGGACGCAGGAACUUUCAGUGCGGCACACGUGAGCACAAUUUGUACUUAUUUUUUAUUGUAUUACUCAGAAUUUUCAUUGUAAAAUUGUAUUUUUAAAACGUAUUGUGAUCGAAAGGCCAAACAUAACUGUUUUUAGCUUUCAUGGAAGCAGUCGUGUGUCAUUAUAGCAUUCAUGAUUCAUGACAGAAACAAGAAUGAAGUAUUAGCAGUCAAACUGUAAUGGGAACCAUUCCGGCGGGCCCGAAUCGUGACGAUUACACGACAUUGUGUUAUUGCUUUUGCUCUCGUUUCUUGAGAUUACUGGUCGUCAGUAUGUUAGAAUACGUAACGUGCUCUGUGAGUUAACCCGUCUUCGUUCCCAGCUAUGAAAUAUGUACUCAUGCAGUUACGUUGGUGACCCCCCCCCAAAGCUAACGGCAUACACGAGUCUGAGUGACACCUGAAUGAGAGUAGUAGGUCUUUGUGACACAUUGAUAGAGUUAUUAACCAAAGGAAAUUGUACCAUUAUGGAAAUUGUGAUCAAGCGUCAGUAGCGAAUAGGGAUAGGCUGUGGGUCACAGUAGCUCAGUUGUCAAAGCCCUAUAUGGUCUGAGGACAAAAAAAAAGAGAAAAAAGGGUCAUAGCUAACUGUUUUGAUAGGUAACAUCUGUGAGUAUGAAGUGCAAAACUUUUACCAGUGUAUGUGAAGUGUCUGUCACUGAGUGAUGACUGGUCACGGUCAGAACAUGAACAUGGUAAGAUGCAGAACGAUCAACUCUACAUUUGUUACCAAUUUAGUGAAAGCAUCUGUGGGCAUUUGAAGCACUCCUGAACUUAUGGGUAAAACUUGCCAAUUGUCACCAAUGAAGUACUUGUCAUUUUCUUUCACUGGGUUACUCUACGAGAGCUGGCAAUUUAUGUAUGUAUAGUCAGUUAGUUAUUGGUAACAUUUGCUCAUCUCUUUAUCAUUUUAUUAUCACGUUUUGGUAUGUGUUAAUUCGUUAGUGCUAGAAUGCACAUUAAUUUAUGGACAUGAUGUUUAGGCAAUGAUUUGUUUUAAAAAUAAGAAUGUUGUAAUUUCUAAUCUCGUGUCCGUGAGCUGAUGAACACUACUCACUAGAGUAGAAGUUACAGUCAUCGACUACAGUCCCGUAAUGAAAUAGCGAGGUUUGCUGACGAUUAAUUGUUGAUCAAGACAUUUUUCUCUCGUUGUUAAUUUCUAAAGCAUUAAGAAUUGAGUUGUUCAUUUGAAACGUGUUUCUUUUUCGUCUUACAAAAAUACAUUUGACACUAAUUUUAUGCGAUUUUACCACAGGGCCUCGCACGGCAAUAUUAUAUAAAAUAAACAGCUGUUAUGAUCACGUA